AUGCCACCUCGACCUAAGCAAAACGAAUCAGAAGUUUCUCAAGAACUUUUAGAUAGGUCUGGAUCUCGUCAAAAAAGGUCUUCUGCAGACCGUCUUGAGAAUUGUAUAGUACGUGAAUCAAUACCGAUAUUUAAUGCCAAUACACUUCCUAUAGCAACAUUGAGGAAGUAUCAGAAUGUAUUUAAGCUUCGUACACAAGUAAAUAGUAGCUCAAAUGAUGCGCUGGUAAACGCAGUUCAACGCCAUUUUAAUGCUUUGCCUGUUAAAGAAUAUGAUAUGAUUGUACAAUUUUUGUAUACAGUAAAAAAUAAAGAUAAAACGUUUAGAAGAUAUUUCCAUAAUGAAAUAGCUUAA
Messenger RNA from Pneumocystis murina B123, 354 nucleotides. RefSeq lists its product as hypothetical. Gene Ontology annotation, cellular component: histone deacetylase complex. The transcript is spliced from 3 exons. Bases 1 to 354 code for a protein of 117 amino acids. The record is from RefSeq and is a predicted model, not a curated record. Gene Ontology annotation, biological process: regulation of DNA-templated transcription. Gene Ontology annotation, molecular function: protein binding; transcription coregulator activity. NCBI's taxonomy places the organism in Eukaryota, Fungi, Ascomycota, Pneumocystomycetes, Pneumocystales, Pneumocystaceae.